Messenger RNA from Chenopodium quinoa (quinoa), 930 nucleotides. RefSeq names its product ESF1 homolog. The record is from RefSeq and is a predicted model, not a curated record. The coding region runs from base 1 to 930 and encodes 309 amino acids. The transcript is spliced from 2 exons. Lineage: Eukaryota; Viridiplantae; Streptophyta; Magnoliopsida; Caryophyllales; Amaranthaceae.
AUGCAGGACAGUAUGGCAAGAACCAAAAGAACAAAGAGGAUUGAAAACUCUGAUGGCUCUUCAUUCUGGGUCCAAGUUAGUGAGCUAUCAGACCGGACGCCUAAUACCGCUGGUACCCCUGGUGACUCUGUCACGGGGGGCUCUGAGGAGAGGGUUAAGGUGGCCCCUUCUAAUGCUUUUGUUGACCUAGUUGGUCAGCAGUUGGCCCCUUCUGAAGAAGAGGGGUCGGCCCCCUCAGGGAGAGGGGAGUCGGACUCUUCCGAUAGUGAGUCUGAAUCCAGCUCUUCAAGCCGUCUUUCUCCAAGUUCGGAGGAAAGGCAUUCUCGCUUACAUGAGGCGGCUGCCACUUCAAAGAUCAAAGACAAGUUGGAGGCGGCCAAUAAAAAGAACCAAGAGCUGGAGAAGACGGUCAAAAGCCUCCGGGACGAGUUGCAGCCACUUAAGAACAUUGCCCAUAAAGCUGAGAGUCUCCAAAAGUCUUUAUCCAAGGUUAAGGAGCGCCUAGAGAAACAAGACGCGGCCAUAACUGAAGAGCUCAAGGCCAAGGCUGAGACUGAAAAGAUGGCUUUAGCUCAGGCCAUGAUGGAGGACUCGGCCAAUAUUAUGAAGAUGACCUGGUCGACCCUCUUCCCAAAAGGUAACUAUGCCGAAUGGGAUUCCAAGUUCACCGCCUGUACUGAAGAGUACAAUAGAAGAAUCAUGCAACAGGCGGCUGACGAGGAUGAAAAAGAGGAGGAGGAGGAGGAGGAGGCGGCCAGCUCCAGCUCAAGUGAGGAUGAGGAGAUGGUUGACCAGCCAACGGAGGCGGAUGGCCCUAAGGAUCCUGCCCCUGAAAACGAGUCAAACAAAGAGGAUGCCUUGAAGGAUUCGGCGCCCAUAAUUGAGCUCGAUCAGGCGGCAGUUAACUCCGAAGCCCCUCCCAAUGUUUAA